This is a messenger RNA of Oikopleura dioica, 1047 nucleotides long. Lineage: Eukaryota; Metazoa; Chordata; Appendicularia; Copelata; Oikopleuridae. The record is from the annotation of a GenBank genome assembly.
AUGGCGGAAACAGAAACUACCCCAGAAGUAACAGAGGAAGUCCCAGUAGUGGACCCAACUCAGCCUCCAUCCAAGGAAAAUGAGCUCGUUUACGAUUUCGAGAAUUACAAGCAGCACUUCUUCGAAAACUUUGUCAAAAUUAAAGAUCUAAAGCAAUUUGACGACGGCUCCCUUGUCUGUCUCUCCGAGACAAAGCGAAUCCGCUUUCCAUGCAGUAUUUCGGCCAUCUCGAUCGCCAUUCCCAAGCUAAACCGCGAGUUCUACCAGGCAAAGAAGAAAAUGAUGGAGAAUGGCUUUAUGCACAAUACCAUAGACCUCCAGCUUCCUGACUAUCGCCAACCAAAUAGCUCAUCUGCCGAGACUGCUUUGAAAAUCAUCUUCCAGUUCGUCUUCAAAGGUGAAAUCAGUGUCACUGAGAGGUCUAUCAAGAACGUCGCUGUCCUUGCCGCGUAUCUCCAGAUGGACUCACUUCUCGAUGCUCUGCCCCUCGCUGCAGAGCAAUUGAAUAUCGCUGACUUCGACAUUAUCUCUCUAAAAGAAACGGCAAAGAGUCUCGGCGAGAUCACAGUCGUCGGCCUUGAAAAAUUCGUUAAUGUCUUCGGUGGUGGCCAAAAGAAGAAGCAGAACAAGAACCAAGCAGGCCAGAAGCGCGCUGCAAACAAGAACAACGGUCAAGCGGUCAAGAAAGAUGAGCCUGAACAGAAAAAAUCAAGGCCACUUGAAGAGCCAAAUCCUAACGAGGGAGCCUAUGAAAUUGAUUCUGUUCCACCAGAAGAGAUGAUCGCAGAAGAAGCAGCUCCAGAAGAAACUGCUGCUGACCAGCCCGUUGAAUCUGAACAAGAACCCGAGUCGACUGAAUCUUACGAGUUUCACGUGAGUAACAAUACAGAGGAAUCGUCUGCCGAAAAUGUGGAGUCCGAAGCGUCCCAAGAAGCACCCGCUGAGGCGGAAGCAGAAGUAGAACCUGCUGUGCAGCCCGCUCCGGCGAAGGCAAAGCCUGCUCCACGAGGGCGAAAGGCAAGACGAGGACGAAAAGCCGCAAACUAA